This is a messenger RNA of Notothenia coriiceps (black rockcod), 578 nucleotides long. Its product is annotated as plexin-A1-like. The record is from RefSeq and is a predicted model, not a curated record. Gene Ontology annotation, biological process: regulation of cell migration; semaphorin-plexin signaling pathway. The transcript has 4 exons. The annotation marks the transcript as partial. Gene Ontology annotation, cellular component: semaphorin receptor complex; plasma membrane. Gene Ontology annotation, molecular function: semaphorin receptor activity. Lineage: Eukaryota; Metazoa; Chordata; Actinopteri; Perciformes; Nototheniidae.
UUGUUCCCUGAGACGGGGCCUCGCCAAGGGGGCACCCGGCUGACCAUCCUGGGGGAGAACCUGGGUCUGCAGUUCAGAGACAUCCAGAUGGGCGUCAGACUGGGCAAGGUGCCCUGCGUCCCCAUCGAGGAGGAGUAUGUGAGCGCAGAGAGAAUAGUGUGUCUGCUGAACGACGCCACCAGCUACAGGGUACAGGAAGCCCCGGUGGAGGUGUGUGUGAGGGACUGCGUCAACGACUACAGAGCGCUGUCGCCCAGGCCCUUUACCUUUGUGACUCCAUUCUUCACCCGUAUCCAGCCUUCUCAAGGGCCCAUCUCUGGGGGCACCCGGGUCACCAUCGAGGGAAGUUCACUCAACGCAGGCAGCUACGUCUCAGUGGGCAUCGGACAGCAGCCCUGCUACUUCAAAAAGAGGAAUGCCAAUGAGAUAGUGUGCAUUACCCCAGCUGGAUCAGCAGUGAGCAGUGCGUUAGUCACUGUGGACAUCGAUGACGCUGAGCUCCAAAACCCUGAGGUGAAGUUUAACUACACUGAAGACCCCACCGUCCUGAGGAUUGAACCGGACUGGAGCAUUGCCAG